Saccharomycodes ludwigii is the source of this 1335-nucleotide messenger RNA. RefSeq names its product osmosensor SHO1 (gene SHO1). The record is from RefSeq and is a predicted model, not a curated record. Gene Ontology annotation, molecular function: protein binding. Bases 1 to 1335 code for a protein of 444 amino acids. Lineage: Eukaryota; Fungi; Ascomycota; Saccharomycetes; Saccharomycodales; Saccharomycodaceae. The transcript has a single exon.
AUGAGAUCUGACCCAAGAAAAUUUUUUACCACUAGAAAUGAAAAAAGAAGAGGUACCAAUAUUUAUGUAAAGCAUGAUUUUAAUAUAAGUAGAUUAUUGGGCGAUCCAUUUGCCGUUUCCUCUUUAAGUAUUGCACUGAUUUCAUGGAUUAUAGCAUUAGUAGGUUCUAUAACAUCUGCAGCAGCAUCAGAAAUAUUCCCCAAAUUUACUUGGUGGGGGUUAGUUUAUCAAUUUAUAAUACUUGUUUUUUUGUUUUUCUUUUAUUGCUUCGAUGUUGUUGAUUAUUAUAAAAAUUUUUUGGCUUCCUCAUUAGCAGUAGCUUUUCUUUAUAACACAAACAGUACCACAAAUUUGAUAUAUUCUGAUGGUUCCAAAAAAGCAGCCGCCUCUGCUGGGUGUGUUUUGUUAUCUAUGAUUGACUUGAUCUGGAUCUUUUAUUUUGGUGCUGAUAAUGGUUCUCCAAGUAACAGAUGGAUCGAUUCUUUUUCUUUAAGUGGCACAAGACCUUCCAUCGUGGAACAAUCUACACUACAAGCUUCCUCCUACCCUUAUAAGGAUAAUGAUAUCAAUAAUAGAGCCCCUUAUAAUUCUGUUCCCUCAAAUGAUGAUGUAGGAUCAUACAACAAUGGAUUCGCUAGAUCAGGUACCAAUAGUCGACAUAAUAAUAGAAAUUAUAUAAGCCGUCCACAAAGCACAAUGAAUAACUCUCAAAAACAGAUAUAUCCAUCAGGUCAUUAUGUUUCUUCCACAGCAUUAAACGGUUUAGAAACUGUGGAUUUACAUUCAAAGCAAAAUACUAAUUCUCAAAAUUAUACAACAGGAUCAAAUACUGGUGAAAAUACUAAUCCUCAUAGUCAGAGUGGUCUUAAUGCCCAUACUAUAAUAGAAGAAGGAAACGAUCACGAUUCUAAUGUUCAAAAUGAUAACCCUACUGAUAAAAAUCAGAAAAAUAGAAAGGAAAAUGAGAUACAAGAACCACUGAAUAAUACUUUAACAAGAUUAAAUAAAUAUAAUCCUACAUCACCUAAUACAAAUAACAAUAAUGGUCCUAUUAACACCCGUACAAAUAAAGCCAAAUCUUAUGUUACUGACUCUACUAUGAGUGAUAGCCUGGGUCUGUACAGUGAUAUGGGUGAUGAAUUUGCCCAAUUUCCAUAUAAAGCAAGGGCUUUGUAUUCCUAUGAAGCAGAUGAAUCCGAUGCCUAUGAAAUUUCAUUUGAACAAGGUGAAAUCUUAAAAGUUGGUGAUAUUGAAGGAAGAUGGUGGAAAGCCAAGAGAUUGAACGGAAGUACUGGUAUUAUACCAAGUAAUUAUGUUGAGUUGAUACAAGAAUGA